Messenger RNA from Sclerotinia borealis F-4128, 1317 nucleotides. NCBI's taxonomy places the organism in Eukaryota, Fungi, Ascomycota, Leotiomycetes, Helotiales, Sclerotiniaceae. The record is from the annotation of a GenBank genome assembly.
AUGGAGAAGAUCACCGGUUCUGGCGCAGAUGAGUGCAAAGUUCAAGUAACAGUCACAGUUUUAGAAGGUAUUCGAGAUUUGGAGAAAGGUCCUACUGGCUCGGACAAUGCGGAAGGGAGUGAUAUUCCAAGAGCGGACGGGGGCAUAGAUGCUUGGCUUUUUUUAGCUGCAUGUUUUGACUCUACUUGCACAUUCAAUCAGGAUUUGAACAUCCAAAUGCCCAGAAGGCGACGUAAGGCUCACAAUAAACCAGGAUUUCCGUUCGCGUUUGGAGUCUUUCAGACGUAUUACUCUACUCAUCCCCCUUUCGAUGAGCAUGCAGAUAGCAUAGCCAUUACUGGAAGUUGUGCCACUGGAAUCACACUUAUUGCGGCUAGCUUCGCCACACAAGUUUGGCACCUCAUCGUUACACAAGGUGUUUUGUACGCUAUUGGAGGUAGUCUUUUAUACUCUCCAACGAUGUUUUAUCUGGAUCAAUGGUUUGUCAAACGAAAGGGUCUUGCGCUUGGUGUUAUGUGGUCAGGUGUUGGAACAUCUGGCCUUAUCUUCCCAUUUCUUUUGUCGUAUCUUGUCGAUAAAUACGGAUUCCGCUGUACCCUUCGAAUUUGGGCAGUCAUUUUGUUGCUCCUCUGUUGCCCUCUAAUCUACUACAUCAAACCAAGGAUUCCAGCAACAUAUCCCAGUGAACCGCCAUCAAAUCCAAGUUAUACCUUUCUCAAAUCACCCAUAUUCUGGUUUCUUCAAGCUGCAAAUAUCUUAUCCUCGCUCGGAUUCUUCUCACCUUCCAUCUAUCUCUCGUCAUACAGUGCCUCGCUAUCCUUUUCUCCCAUAACUGGCACUGCACUAAUUGCACUCCUGAAUUCCUUCUCCGUCAUUGGAGCCAUUUCCCUAGGUCACCUCUCCGAUAUCAGACAUAUAACCACCGUCAUACUCCUCUCAUCCGUCCUUUCUGCCUUAUCGGUCUUCCUCUUGUGGGGUAUAUCAACUUCCCUUCCAUCUCUAAUCUUCUUCACCAUCAUCUAUGGAAUCUUUGCAGGAGGCUGGACUGCCAUUUGGGCAGGCAUGAUACGAGAAGUUCAACGCACGGAUCAAAAGGCGGGGUUUGGUGUGUUGAUGGGCCUAUUUAGUGCGGGAAGAGGAGUUGGAAGUGUGGCAUGUGGACCAGUUACGGAGUGGCUUGUUGGAUUAGGAGGUUUGGAUGGUGUGAAGGGUGGUUAUGGGACGGAGUAUGGGAUGGUCAUUGUUUUUACGGGGGUUAGUGCUACUUGUGGAUUGAUCGGUAUAGGAGCGAGGUUUUGGAAGAUGGAAAGAGCGUAA